UCCCAUCUCUCUGUUGCUCUUUAUAUGUUCACUUUCUCUGUCUAAAUCUCUCUCUCUCUCUCUCUCUCUAUAUACAUAUAUAUAUAUAUAUAGAUUUGGGCUGAUAUAUGCAGCUCUCUCUCUCUUUCAUGGAAGUCAUGCCAUGUCCCGUGACACCAAAGUCCCAACCCAAACUGAGCUCCACAAAAUCAAGUUUCUUCGUAAAAUAAAUAUUGGAACUUUCUACAUUACUUCUUCUUUUCUAUCAUGAGCUCUCAGUUUCUCUCUCCUGCCCUCUAAACCAUCACACACACUUUCUCUCUCUCUCUCUCUCCUGCCCCUGAACCAUCACUCUCUCUCUCUCUAUAGGACAAGAUAUGCAGUCCCCUCAGCCCCUCCGAAACGGCGGCGUCGAGACUCCGUCGCCUCGACCACGAAUCCAAGCUCACUUCCAGUCCACCGUGUCUCUACAGAAGCUCCGGCGAUUCAACACUUUGAUUCUCGUCUUUCGACUCGCCACUUUCUGCUUCACUCUCGCCGCCGCGAUUUUUAUGGUGACGAAUUCUAGAGAUUCCAAUCCGCCUCACUGGUUCGACUUCGACUCCUUCAGAUUUGUCUUUGCUGCGAAUGCAAUAGUCGCUAUAUAUUCGCUCUUCGAAAUGGGAGCUUCUGUUUGGGAGAUUUCUCGAGGAGCCACUGUUCUUCCCGAGAUGCUUCAAGUCUGGUUCGACUUCGGCCACGAUCAGGUGUUCGCGUACCUGCUACUGUCGGCGAGCUCAGCGGGGACGGCGAUGGCUCGGAAGCUGAGAGAGACGCCGACGUGUACGGCGAACAACGCGUUCUGCGUUCAGUCCGACAUCUCCGUCGCCUUGGGAUUUGCCGGAUUUUUAUUCUUAGCCUUCUCUUCUCUGCUCUCAGGUUUUAGAGUCGUCUGUUUCGUAAUCAACGGCUCUCGUUUUCACCUCUAGACAGACAAAAACAGUGUGUGAGCUACAGAAAAUGUGUGUGAGAAAUUUUUAGAGGGGCGCAAUUGCAAUUUGAAAGAUUUAAAAAUUUUCAUUUUGUACCUUAAAAAAUUAUAUUUUUUAUAUUAUAUUCUCAAUAUAUUAAAAACAAUAUAAUCUUUUUAUAAGUUUUCGUUGCUUAUUUCCUCGGCGUAAAAGACAGUGGUUUUUGACGGAAUAAGCAGCGAAAAACUAGAGUUAAAUACUUUUAAGGUACAAAAUAAAAUUUUUAAAACUUUUUGGGGGUGCAAAGUAAGAUUUCUCUCUUUUCUGUGUGCCGUACUCUGCAAUAUGGACCGAUUUGAUACGGUCUCUGAUUUGUGUGUUCUUUUGGGUGUUGUGUGUGUGUUUUGGUGUCUCCCUUGGUAGUAGUGUACUAUUGUGCAUAUGAGUUUAGUGAAUUCUUUAUUUUGUCAUUGUAUUGCGUACCCACUUACACC
This is a messenger RNA of Ilex paraguariensis (yerba mate), 1423 nucleotides long. The record is from the annotation of a GenBank genome assembly. NCBI's taxonomy places the organism in Eukaryota, Viridiplantae, Streptophyta, Magnoliopsida, Aquifoliales, Aquifoliaceae.